CCUGUUCUUUUGUUUUGCUCUUGAUAGGCUGAAGCAGAUUUUCUAGAGCCAUAAUGGGUAUUCCAGAUGUUUGCUUGCACAUCCAGUUAGUUGGAAUGAAAGUUUAAAGCCAGCAGACACAUUCCAUCAUUAAAUAUAAGAUUGCAAGUGAAAAGAAAAGAAAGCAUCUUUCCCACUUUGUUAGCAUUUUAACAAUGAUGGUUGGCAAGGUGGUACAGGGCACAGUGAAAUAUAAUAGUAAUUUCCUUCCCUUUUUUCUCACCCUAGAUUGCUUUGGGGAGGGGAGGAGGCAAAAAGUCCAGAGCUGUACAUGAGAGGAGCGUCUUUGUGAUACUAUUCAUUCUCUGUUCUGACAGAGAAGGCAUUGUUUGCUCACUGUAAUAGGCUUGGCAGCCAAAUAAGGUAGGGAUCUGUGCCGCGCAUACAGAUUCAGAUUCAAAAAGUAACAGACCCGGCAAGAAUCUGGAAAUUCCAAGAAAUGGAUCACUAGGAAGGACUUUGUAGCAUGCCUUUGUGUAUGUGUACCCUUUUGGGCACUGUCCCCGAAUGGCAUGCAGAAGCCUUUUAGACUGAAGAGAAACGCCUUAGAACACAAAUGCCAAAGUCUUGUGGGAACUAAGCAACUCGGCCCUUUGCAGCACAUCCUUGUUAUAUCAUGGGACCGGACGUUGGGUUCUUCAGCACCAGUCUGCUUCAUAUCAUCGUCUGGGGAGGCUUGGCAGCCAUGACAAUGCUCCUGGUUUUGAUUUUCCUCAUCUUCCUUUGCUCAAGUUGUGACAGGGAGAAGAGGCCCAAGCAGCUGAAUGGCGACCAUGAAAAUCUGAUGAAUGUGCCUUCAGAUAAAGAGGCAUUUAGUCACUCAGUCACAAGUCUGGCUACAGAUCCACUGGCUAGUAGUGAACAGAAUGGAGGACUCAGUAAUGGUGAUGUUCUUUCUGAAGAUAGCACAACUGCUUGUAUCCAGCCUUAUGAAGAAGUACAGACUUCUGUCACAGACCUGUUGGAACCACAAGACAGUCUGGGGAGGUCUUUGAAGUGCCAUCAGAGCAGGGAGCUACCCAGGAUUCCUCCAAAUAAUGCCAUAGAAACUAUUUUGUCUACCAGAAAUACAGAAAAUGAUCAGGGUCUGGGAAUGGAGGGCCCUUACGAAGUGCUGAAAGACAGCUCCUCCCAAGAAAACAUAGUUGAAGACUGUUUGUAUGAAACUGUGAAGGAAAUUAAAGAGCUGGGAGCAACAUCCGGCACAGAGAAGUGCAAACCAAAAACUGCAGUGCUUGUUAAUGGAAGUCUAGACCAUGUUCUGGCACACAAGGUUGAAUCAGCAGAGUAUGCCUCAGUUGACAGAAAUAAAAAAAGCCGCCAGAGUGCUAAUUCAGAGAGUCCUCUUAGCAACACUCCAGACGUGGAGGAUGAACCACCGCCUCCAGUCCCCCUGAAACUCCUUGAUGAAAAUGAAAAUGUGCAGGAGAAGGAGGCCGAGGAGGAGAAAGAGGCAACUGAAGGGCCCAGUGACCCUGACAAGAGGCUUAGUUCAUUGUCUUACAAAUCUCGAGAAGAUGACCCAUCACUUACAGAAGAAGAGAUUUCAGCAAUGUACUCCUCUGUAAAUAAACCAGGGUUGGCCACCAGAGACUUGGAGCCUGCAUACACCUGUAUUCCAGAAAUUGCACCUCAAAAAUCGCCCUCUAUUUGCAGUGGCCUCUAUGCUAGUGUGAAAGACUUGGAAAAUACCCCAAACAUAACUACCUUUCCUCAGUCAGGAGAAAGACUAAAUGGGGAAUUAGAGCCAGACUAUGAAGCGAUUCAGACUGUACAUCAUGAUGAAGACAGAAAUGGUUUGAUUCCACACAGCAGCCAAUCGACCCUCUCACAAGAGAAUGACUAUGAGAGCAUUGGAGACUUGCAGCAACACAAAGACGUCACAAGACUUUAGUGGUGUCAAACACAAGGCUAUGGGAAUGGACUUUAUCAGCAUCAGGAGUUCAAAGGGGGGAUUACCUCAUGUCUUUAUCACUUUUAAACAGGUGAACAAAUGAAAUUGUGUCCAUGGGGGAGCAUUUAUAUGAAGGCAGCUGAUACAAAAUCUCAAAAUAGGGUGUCCAGUUUGUGAUGACUGCUUCACAUGUGGCAAAUGAUCUUAUAUAUGUGACCUCUUGAAAGGGAUACUGUUCCAUUUAUAAGACAAAGACAUGUGAAGUAGAAGAUAAGCAUUUAGAAAAAUACUAUUUACGUAUUUGGCCAAGGCGAACAAUGUUGAUUACAUCAGAAUUAAAGUUGGAAAAAAAACAGCAUUAGGUUAAGUGCCAUGCUUGACACUUGAUUUUACUUGGGGCUGGGAAUCAUGUGGUUCUCCGGAUAAUGCAGGAUUGCAUGUGCCAUCACUCUUAUCUAGCAUAGCCACUGAAUGCUGAGUUGCAGUCCUACUACAUCAGGAGUUCUGUGUGAUUCAUAUCCAUGUUCUAUAUAGAAUAAUGGUCUGGAGGGAGCAUGCAUAUUCAUGCUGUCACUUGAAUCAAUUGUCUUCAAAACAUUACUUUGUCAUCCAUUUGAAACACAUAAUUAUAUUGGAUUUGGGAGCUGUAAGCUGUCUUUUGCUGCAAGCCUACAUGGCUCAGGAUAGUGUAGUAAUUCCCAAUGUAGAACUAUGCUGUUCUUUUUGGACCUACCAUGGAGCUGCUGAGACCCCUCACCCAAGGCUGUUCAUGCCCAGAAGAGAGUGCAUUCGCUGUGUCCCGAUAGCUAGACAUUCAGCAAUGCCAUCAUCCACUGAGGUCUGCUAAAUCUCAGCAGCUUUCCACAACUGGUUACAAGGACAUAGCUAGACACUUUUGUAAUCUACAUUGCUUUCCACCAGCCACAGAACUAUACUAGGGGGAUUGUGACGGCUAGUAUGUACAGUAUUGUUUGACUGCAACUUAAAGGUACACAAGCAAAGAGUCGAUUUUCAGUGAUAUGUUUAAUACAACUGUGGGGUUUCGGGCAUUGUUAGCGAACAUGCGAACCUGACUUUAUUAAACACUUUUACCUUUGCCUUGCCCUGAAAAAAAAUGGGAGACAUUGCUACUGUAGAGAAAGAACAUUGUGUUUGCGAGAGAUCUGCAAGUCAGCUUCUAUGUUUGGAGACAGUUUACAUUUGCUCUGUUGCAGUCUGCUACAAUCUUAACUGAUAAAACUCAUACUAUUUUAAUGAAUUGUGCAAUCCAUUCUUCAUCCCACUUAGUAAUAUUCAAUUUUUCUUAACUGAGAAAAGAAGAAUUGUCACCAUUAUUAUUUUUAAAAAGGAAAAUUAGGAUUUAAUACCAUGUAUCUGCUACCUUUUACAUAUAAUCACUUUUGCUUUGGGUACUUACUAGAUUACACACAAGCUGCAACAUUGUGUAUUGGAUGCACUUUGCACUUAAGGUAUUUCAAGAACAUUUAAGAAAUAAAAUUUUAGAUAAAUAAUAAGUGAAAGAUCAUAGGUGUAAGGAGUCUUCAGUGUUAUGAUGAGGUGGUCAUGUUGGGGAAUACUAGUAUUCAAGAUACCGCAGUCUAAAGCAGGUUAUAAACAUGAAGUUGCUUAAUUAAGAUGAAAAAUUAGGCUUACACAGGAAAAAAUUCCUAACAGACUCAGUUAUGGUUUCAGUUUUGUUUUGUUUUGUUUUUUAUUCUCCAAAUCGCUCCCGGCAACACUAACACUCACCAAGCCAACUUCAUGUUGGAAGCAAGCAACUUUUAGCUAGUUGCUGGCAUUGAACCUCCUUCUUUAUUUCCAGGCAGAAAUUUCAGAAAGCUUUUAGUCAGCAACCAUAGCAACACAAAGUAACUAGCCUUUUUCUGCAGACCACAGCGAUAGGCAAUUUUAUAUGAGUUCAUUGUGUUGGUGCAGAAGCUUUGUAAACAGUUUCCUCUAUAUCCAGGCAGGAAAAAAAUCAUAUGGCCAUGAGAAAAUGUGCUUUGGAGUGGCAUGCAUAGAGACAAACAUAGACAAAUGGGGGUCAAGGUCCAAAAUGUCACAGCUUGCCUUCUGAUCUUGUUUAUAACUCUUAAGUUAUGUGCCUUGAAGUCAGCUAUGACUUAUGGCAACCCACUCAUAGGGUUUUCCUGACAAGAUUCAUUCAGAAGAAGAUUGCUAUCACUUCCCUCAUAGGCUGAGAGAAUGUAAAUGUAACUUGCCUAAGAUCAACCAUUGAGUUUCAAACCCUUUUCUCCCAAGGGUCUAACACUAGUCCAACACUCUGCUAUUCCACAUACCAGUAACAGCCAUCUAACUAUAGCCAUGCAUGUAUAUAUAUGGUAGGGAGGAUGGAGAAAAUGCAUAUUCUCCCAAACUGUUCAGCUGGCAAAGGAUUCAGUGUUAAAGGGCUUGCUGCAUGUAUGCUAGCAUUUUAGUACCAACUAUUGUAAUAUGUGAGUGAGAGUCAAGUAUCUCCAAACAUUCAAAAGCCUGUGAUUGACAUGCUAUAAGAAGCUGGGCAAAGCAUGAAGUAGCUCUUGCUAUUUAGGGCAAUUGUGUAUUUUUAUUCUCUGCAUUGUUUCUGGUUUCUGGACGCAUUGCAGCUGACUUUCAGCCUUAUCCUGUGCAUUCAUUUAAGUUGUUGUCUGAACACCAAUGAUAACAACUGCCAUAUGAUAAUUUGAUCACCUUGUAACAGGAAUUGAGUGCCUCUCAAUUAAGGCAGCUUGCCAUUUAAUUGAUGUCAAUGGAGGUUUGCUUUACAUUACAGCCUUCAACUGGAACCCAUUUAAAAUGUUCUUCAUCUCCAAUAUGGCAUUUUUAGGCACUUUGUGUGGAAUAAUAUAUAAUAUAAUAUCAGAUAUAAACACAGUUUUUAGUGCUUUAAAGGGCUCUGUGACUGAAAAAAGUUAGACAGUCCCCAUCCAAUCAAGGAAUGGAAAACAUCCCACAGUGUGGGAGAGAUUGUUCCCACUGGGUAUCAUUCAUAGUAUUACCAAGUACUCCUAGUGUUGGAUAUGGCAACAUAUCUAUCCUGUGCUUGGAAUCCAAGGACAAAGCCGCCCUAAGUGUGGAUUCUCUCCUAUUUGGGGAUUUCUCCAUGUGGCAGUUGUAACAUUUAGGCUAACCUUUAAAUUCAGAUUGUGAAACAGUAGCACAUCAGCCCUUAUUGGGAGAAUGGUAAUCUGGGCAGUGUCAUUCAACUGACUGCCAUCGCUUUCUAAACAGAUAUACGUGCUCGUACAUCUAGGAUUUGAAGUUUCCAGAUGAAAUUGAGAAAACCUUAAGAAGAAAUAUAUUGGAGUGCUUUACUGCUGGUGUAUUUUUUUAAACUGACCAUGAAAAAAUUAUCUACUAGAAUCUGCAUUGUUUGCAGAUUGUGUUUUGUUGCAUGUUUCAUUUGGCCAGUUUGUCCACAACACCCAUGUUGACAGAACCUGCUAGAGGAGGUGUACUGACAUAUGGAUUUGCCUCCAUCAACCAUUGAUUUAGAUGGCACAGGAUUGCCAGUCAAACCAAUAUGUGAGCAUAGAUGUUGGAUCUCAGAACUGGUCAGGGUCUAAUGUUGUGUGGAGUGCAAAUGAUGAGGAUCAUUUCUGUCAGAACAAUAGACUUGCCCACACAGUUCUGCAGUUCUUGCUGUUGGGAUUGGGUGAUGAUCCACCCUUUUGAAUAACACAGUCACACAUGUCAGUAUGCUGCAGGUAUAGUAAAACCAAGAUUCAUCAUUCUUUUUUUUUUAGUUAGAUAUACUCUGAUGGCAGCUAGAUGUGUGUUACCCAUCAUGUUUCCUCAGGGCAUAAAAUGCUGUGCCUUUAGAAAUCCACUUUCAGUGAAGUAUUCUGGACAGCUUCUAACAAUGGUAGCUAGCUACAUCAAAGUUCAUGUGGUGCUUUCUCUUAAACUCCAUUAAUAUUGGUGCUUUAUUACAUAUUUUGAAUGGUUACCUUCAUUUUGUAUGUUCCUGAAGGCAAAUGUGUAUAUUUUGUUAGAAAAUUUUGAAUAGUUGUCUUAGCCAGUUGCUGCAAUAUAAGAAAACAAAGUGAAGAAUCUUGUGGUGCCUAUAAAACUAGUAGAUGUUAUUUGAUAUUAACUAUUGUGGACUCCAGCCUACAUCAUGAUUCCAUGCUUCUUAGUUUAAUGUUCAUUUUUAUGUUUUAGUUGUGUGUUUUUUAAACUGUAAGUGGCUCAGGUUUUGGAGAAAAGUGGGAAAAUGAUGACUGACGAUGAUUUGAUGAAAGGAGCUGGUGUCCAGGAAAGCUUAUACCAAAUAAGGAGUAUUAGUUUUAAGUGCUAAAAGGUUCUUCAUUGGUUUAAUAGAAAGUAAGGAUGAUAAUUUCAUUCACAAAUUCUGCAUAACUUGAGAUUUAAAUCCUCUCAAUACACUUGUGCAACUCAAGCACCAAAUAAGGCAAAUGUUUUGUAGUAAAAUGCUUAAACUGAACUUCUCCACUGGGUGUUAAGUUGUUAUAUAUUGUCUAAGUAUUCUGUUGUUAUCCCAUAUUCUAUGAACAUAUCAAUUUUGUGAAACAGAAUGUUUUAAAAGAAAAAGGUUAUUCUAGAAGGCACUUCCACUGAUCUUUGAUUUUGAAUCAAUGCAUUUUAUAAUUUCUUCUGUUUCGUCAUAUCUAUAUAAAGUUUUUGCAGGACUCACUGAUUGCCUAGGCUUGAAUACAUGGUGAUUUCGCAAUCUACCUAAGCAGUAUUUAGCUUCAUUUUCCACAUGAUUCAAAAUUAUACAGAAACAUUUCAAAUAUCUUGUAGCAGGAAUGAAAAAGGCCUGAAUCAGCUACCACCAAGUAAGAUGGAGCUACAGUUUUACUUGGUAGAAGGCACUACGUUGACAGGCUAGCAGGUGGAAAAACUGACUCACUUUCACAUAAUUAACCAGCAAAUAUUACGAAUUUAAUGAAUUGCACUGAUCUAGUUAAUAUUUAAAUAAAUGUGUAUAAAUAUGAACAACUUGCCUGCUAUAUCUAAAGAUAGUAAAUGCAAUUGUAAACAAUACCUAAUAAAACAUCACCCACAUGAUUUAAGAUUUGAAGAUUACAAUUUGUUUUCCACAAGGAGCAAACUAUCUUAAAAAUAUGAACAACCCUUGCACUUCAAGUGGAAUUGUCUGAAUGCUAAAUUGGUAGCCUUUUCCACCUUCAAACGGUACACCAUGCCAUGUAGUUGUCCUACCUACUGUAUGAUCCCUUAUAUCUUGAUAUACAGGUAUGGUAUGUGUGUGUCUCUCUCUUCAAGUUGUGAGUCAUCUUACAGUGACCCCAUAUUUUGUAAGGUUUUCUUGGGGAAUUACAUUGGAGAAUUAAUGCAGUUUGGAAUCACUUUAUCCACCAUGACUUAAUGCUGUGAUAUCAUGAAAGGUUUAGUUGUAAUAAAGUCUUCAGCCUUCUUUGCCAAAGAGUCUUGGGACCUCACCAAACUCCCAGGAUUCCAAAGCACUGAGCCAAAACAGUUCAAGUGGGGUCAAACUGCAUUAAUCCUAUAAUGUAGAUGCACUCUUAGGCAAGAAAUAUCAGAGGUGGUUUUGCCAGGACCUUCCACUAAAAUAUAACUUACAGCAUCCGUAUUCCAUGUCUGUUUCACAUCCAAGUGCUAACCAGAGCUACUCUGCUAUAUAUAGAGCAAUACUAUACAGUCCUCUUUUUGACUUGAUGGUGGUUAAUAACAACCACUCCCACAUCCACUUGCCCAAGGAUGUACUGCAUUUUAAACCUUUUAGUUCUGUUUAAUACAUUUUAGCCUGUUUAAAAAGAUUUAUUGGUUUAAAUGACUUUAACUCGUUCGCAUGGAUUUUGCUUGUAUGCCACCCAAAAAUCUUUUGAUACAGGCUGAGACAGAAACAUUUUAAUGAAAAGGAAUAAGAUUCUCUUUUCUGCUGCAGUCUUCUUUCUGAAGUUCCCCAGUCUCACAGGGUUCCCUGUCUGGAACCAAAAACAGGAUGAAAAAUCUGUUGGGGAGGGAGGGUGCAAGUCCGCUCUAAUUUACUCUCCCCCAAAGCAUUUUCUCAUCUCAAAAUCUGCCAGUGCUUUGUUUUCUUUUCUUCCACUUGCAGAGGUCUGCAGGCAUUUUUAAACUCCUCAGAGACAUGCUGUAUGUUUCUUCUCCACUUGCGGUUCUGUGCUGGAUGUGAUGUAUGAACAUUUGGUUCUGUAUUUCAAAAUAUCAUGAUAUAGUUCUCUCCGCCAGACAACAUGAGGUACUGUUAAUUGUUUUUGCACUUUUAUUUAUAUUACAAUCAAAGACAGAAGCUGAGAAUUGAAUAUACUUCGGGCAUGAGCUUUUGUUUGCUCCUUUAAAAAAUAGACCUUUCCAAAAUUGUCAUCAUGUUGACAGAAAAUAUUUGAAUUUUUGUAUUCAAAAGUAGGAGAGGGCAGCAACCAUAGAAAAAGGGGGAAUGGGAGCUCAAAGCUCACUUGGAUCAGGCUGGAGGUACAAAUGUGGGAUCUAAGAAAAUGCUGGAAUUGUAAAUCCUAUAAUGCUUCACUACUGGCUUUCUGAUUGGGGGGGGGGGGGGGAUAUCCAAACCUGUUGUCCAGAUCUGAUUUAAAGGACACCAAAGCUGCAAAAUCCCCAGCUGCUAUGAGCUUUCACUCCCAGCUUCCAAUAUGACGUUGCUUGCUCACUUACACACCACAUAUUAUUUUAAUUCAGCUGGUUAAUAAAGUAUACAGUAUUGUCA
Messenger RNA from Anolis carolinensis (green anole), 8624 nucleotides. RefSeq names its product phosphoprotein membrane anchor with glycosphingolipid microdomains 1 (gene pag1). Gene Ontology annotation, molecular function: SH2 domain binding. The transcript has 7 exons. NCBI's taxonomy places the organism in Eukaryota, Metazoa, Chordata, Lepidosauria, Squamata, Anolidae. The record is from RefSeq and is a predicted model, not a curated record. Gene Ontology annotation, biological process: negative regulation of T cell activation; intracellular signal transduction. The coding region runs from base 656 to 1933 and encodes 425 amino acids. Gene Ontology annotation, cellular component: plasma membrane; membrane raft.